AUGCAUACUCCUGCGCUCCAACAUACUUACAGCAGCUCACAGGAAUUUAGUCCCAGAGAGGAAUCGCUUUCCUGUAAGGAAAAUGACCAUAGCUAUGCGUCUUUAGAGAGUUUGGCAUCUUUUUUAAGAAACUCAACAAAGUCUCUAGAAAAGACAGAAAGGUAUGGUUCUCCUGAUAAAGAAGACCAUAGACACAGUUUUAGUACAAGGUCUUUAUUUGAGAAGGAAGAGCAAACAAAGUUCCAAUUUGAAUUAUUUAGCCCACAUUCCCAACAACAGGUGCAGCCACAACACCUGGCUGCUCAAGCAAUAUCCCAGCAACAUUUGCAAGAAGCUGGUACAGGUGACUGGAAACCCCAGGACAUUGUAAUGUCUGUAUCAGUAUCCAUUCAAGCAUCCCUCAGUGAUGAGCUUCUUACUAAGAAAGGUCUAACAGAAGUAGAUAGAAGAAAGCCUCUACCUCAUCCUCAAGCAUGGUUUGUUUCUUUAGAUGGACAUUCCAAAACCGUUAGACAUUCCUUCACUGAUCUUCAACCAGGUGGAAGGAAUGGAGUUAACAACAGCCUCGAUUAUGGAGAUGACAUGGAUGAGCUAAAAUGGCAAGGGCAGGUGUAUCCGCAGAAAGAUUUGGAUGAAAUGGACCAAAGUGUCAGUGAACGUGGAACUGCAGUUUGUAGUCCUGAAGAUAAUAAUCCAAGAUGUGUGUUGAAGGGAGGGAGAAGAAGGGGUAGCCAAUUGCCCAGCCUGCAGCAGGAAACAAUAAAGAGAAGUGUAGAAAGUCCACCAGAGCCUUUACCAAGUACAGAACAUAAAAUCACUGGACACCAUGGAGCAGAUAGUGAUGGCAAUGACAGUCAUGAUGGUAGUCAUCAAAGGGCAAGUAAAAAGACCUCUUGGCAAAAGCGAGAGGAAAGACCAGUCCUGAGAUUCAAUCUGAAGUAA
Molecule: messenger RNA, 942 nt
Organism: Notechis scutatus (mainland tiger snake)
Lineage: Eukaryota; Metazoa; Chordata; Lepidosauria; Squamata; Elapidae
Source: RefSeq, a predicted model, not a curated record